GAGAGAGGUACAGACGGGACAUGAGAACAAAGCAGGAAAUAACUUCUGAAUACAGACGAAAAAACUGAGUAGAAAUUGGAUAGGAGGAGCAGAAAACGUGAUUAGCGUGAGAGAAAAGAAAAGGCGGGACAGAAAGAAUAUAGUGUUAGAAGGGGGGAGGAGGAAGGGGGAUGUAAUGACUGAUGCUUCACCCUCCUGCAGUUUGAUGUGACGCAGCCUCGAGCCUGAAGACAGAGCAACACGUGGAGGGACCUUGGUGCUGAUCAACGAGGCAAGAUGUCAUAUCAGAGCGGAAAAGCUACAAGGCACCAAAAGCCCACAAAGGGGUGAAUCACGGAGGAUGGACCCAUGCCUUUCCAUUGGCAAGAUCUGACGAAAACAACUUCUGAAUCCUAAGAGUGCCGUGUACCUGGGGUCGAUUUCAGUUUGAAACAUCAAGAGUCUAUCAGUGUUGGACCAUUAAUAUACUUCACACAAGAGCGAACCCCUACGCGCCAUAAUGGAGAGCAUUGGCGCUCAAACACCUCCGUUCCCACGCUUUAAGCAUCGUUUCUGAUUCAAGCAUCCUGUGAAUGCACCAGGCAGCUUGUCCUUACAGUAAACAGUGAACAGCCCUUGGCUUAAGAUGAACUUUGCCAACAACAACAACAACUGUACAAGCACUGAAGCUCUCCGGACGUACCAGCACAAACUGUAUGCGGUGGUGUACAGUGUGAUCUUAGCGCCAGGCCUGCUGGGAAAUGUGCUGGCCCUCUGGGUGUUCAAGGUUUACAUCAGAGAAACCAAGAAAGGGGUGGUGUUCAUGAUUAACCUGGCUGUGGCCGACCUGCUACAGGUACUCUCGCUGCCUCUGCGGAUCUACUACUACCUCACCGACACCUGGCCCUUUGGUCGACCUCUCUGCAUGAUAUGCUUCUAUCUCAAGUACGUCAACAUGUACGCCUCCAUCUUCUUCCUGGUGUGUGUCAGCGUGCGUCGCUGUCAGCUCAUCAUGCGUCCGCUGAGGUUCAACUCGUCCAAGCAACUGAGACUGCCAAGCCUGGGUGAUGAUGUGUUGCAGUCUCUCUCAGAGGCCCUGCGUGUCUCUGCACAAUAG
Molecule: messenger RNA, 1096 nt
Organism: Notothenia coriiceps (black rockcod)
Lineage: Eukaryota; Metazoa; Chordata; Actinopteri; Perciformes; Nototheniidae
Product: probable G-protein coupled receptor 174
Exons: 5
Coding region: 626-1096 (156 amino acids)
Biological process (GO): positive regulation of Rho protein signal transduction; phospholipase C-activating G protein-coupled receptor signaling pathway
Cellular component (GO): plasma membrane
Molecular function (GO): G protein-coupled receptor activity
Source: RefSeq, a predicted model, not a curated record